AUGCGACCUUCAUUGUGUAAUAGUAGUAAUAGCCGCGAAAAUGAUGUUAGAAAAUAUAAUAGUGAUACACAAAUAAAUAAAAUGGAGAAAAUAGAUUUCUUUCAAUUUAAUGUGACCGAACCUUCUUCUCCAACAAAGAAAAAUAAUCAGAUCAAAAAAUGUUGGGUCAUAAUGGAAAAGUUAGCUGACCAAAUUAAAAAGAUAAAACAACAAGCGUCGCAUUACAGAACAAGCCAUCAUGAUAGCGAUAUGAAUAAUCCGUUUGUUUUCUUGGAGACUAGCUCUUAUUUUAGGAAUUCAAUAGAGUUUUCAUAUAUUUUCAACUAUUCCGAAGUGAAUGGCUUUCGACAGUCAUUUAUAUUGAAUCCAGAUGACGGGCAAAGAGCAGUUAACAAAGUCAAGCACAAAAAUGGCAAAUCUAGAAUAAAACAACAACAGACCCAUUUUAAGAGAGAGAAAAAAUCAACAAAUUCGUUGAUGAUGUCAACACAUGCAAAAAAUUUGAUUAAUUCGUAUGUCUCCUUUACAUUAUUAUACAUAUUUGCUAGUAAGAGUCAAUUUGUACCAGCAACAAAAGAUCAAAGAAAAAGUCAAUUUCAAUUUAAUUGUCUUUAUCAACAACAACCUCAAAUAACACUUGUAGAUAAUAAUCCUAAAGCUUUAUUAAAAAUAAGGCAGCAAAUACUAGAUUUCGAAAUACCUGCAGACUGGACGCGCAUACCUUUAGAAAGACUUGUUGAUAAAAAAGCAAAUAAGCAUAAUGACUAUUUAUAUCCAAAAGAUGCAUUUGAUUUAAUUAAAAACUUAAGAAACAAAAAGAAGAACAUAGAGAUUCAAAUUAAACGAAUCGAAGAAAGUAAAGAAUCAAUAUUAGAGUACAAAAUAAAGUUAGAUAUGCUAGAACAGAAUAGUCUUCAAGUUAUGUGA
Messenger RNA from Cokeromyces recurvatus, 927 nucleotides. RefSeq lists its product as uncharacterized. The transcript has 3 exons. The coding region runs from base 1 to 927 and encodes 308 amino acids. NCBI's taxonomy places the organism in Eukaryota, Fungi, Mucoromycota, Mucoromycetes, Mucorales, Mucoraceae. The record is from RefSeq and is a predicted model, not a curated record.